AUGUCAACUCUAUUAUACUCUCAACAUCCUUCCUCUAAUAACUCAUCUGCCUCAUUUUUGAACAGUGCUCCCGUGGAGAUUUCUACUGUUAAAGGUUACCAAGAUUUCCUAAAUGCCAGAAAGACCCCUACCAACACAAUCUUUAGCGAUGACAAGACUAGUGCGUACGUCUUGGCUAGCGACGUUGUGAUCGCCACUGUCCGUGGUCGUGCCAUGGAACACUUAUUGGCCAUGGCUGGGGAAACCGACUAG
Messenger RNA from Henningerozyma blattae CBS 6284, 252 nucleotides. RefSeq lists its product as uncharacterized. The record is from RefSeq and is a predicted model, not a curated record. Lineage: Eukaryota; Fungi; Ascomycota; Saccharomycetes; Saccharomycetales; Saccharomycetaceae. The transcript has a single exon. Bases 1 to 252 code for a protein of 83 amino acids.